Messenger RNA from Monodelphis domestica (gray short-tailed opossum), 6612 nucleotides. RefSeq names its product HGH1 cochaperone (gene HGH1). The record is from RefSeq and is a predicted model, not a curated record. NCBI's taxonomy places the organism in Eukaryota, Metazoa, Chordata, Mammalia, Didelphimorphia, Didelphidae.
AAGGCAAUCAUGCUCAUUAACAUUAAUAUUAAUACUUACUAAUAUAACAAUGCAUGUAUAAUGUGCAAGACAAACCUUACCUAAAGGAAGAUUAGGAUCACUGUCUGGCUAUACCUGUAAUCAUUUUUCCUGCAACAUCCUAAAUGAGCCUGAUCACAGAUUAGGAAGGCACUACCUCCUUUGUGACUUGAUCUUUCUGUACCUAGACCUGAGCUGGUUAAUGGUAGGGAUCACUAGCAGGAUGAUAAUGAUCACUAGUGUGAUUACUAUCCCAUCUUCAGAGGGAUAGGCCUGCAUUUCCAGACCUGAACCUAGUGGGUGCCCAAGCCAACCAUCAGAAAUUCCAAGUUCUAUAUAUUGUGUCCGUGUCUUCGAGGUCCUCCUAAGUGAAGUUCUAUUGAAAAAAGGGUUGCCUCCGAGUUCUACUCUCCCUUCCCCUUUGACCUGGGCUCUUCUUCGGUCCCCGAGCAGGGGCAUCCUAUAUGAGAGAUAGUGUGGUAAUAGGAUAGGAAAGGUCAGCGUGAAAAGUCGAGGAUGACGCUGAGGUCGUGAGCCUGGCUGAAUUGGAGGGAAUUCGUUUAGAACAGUUGGGAAGAAGGGGCUUGGCUUUUGGAGGCAGGGGAGAGAAUGGGUUCUGUUUCGGACUGGUUGACUUUGAAGUGCCUACAAGACAUCUAAUCCAAAAUUAUCUGAAUAGAAACUCUCUAAAGCAUCUUCCAACAAUGGUUAUCUGAUGGCCUCCACUGGAGCACUUUCAGUGAUAGGAAGUUUGUUACAAAACAGUACAUUCCUGUUCAGGUUUUUUUUUUCCCUUUAGACAACUAUAAUCAUUAGGAACCUUUUCCUUUCACUGAUACUAAAAUCUUCCUUUCUGUCUUCUGCUCAUUGCUCCUAGUUUUGAACUUUGGAGCUCUACAAAGCUCUUUCCUCUGGAUGUACAAUACCCCUCUGACAUUCGCCUUUUUUAUCUGCCCCAAUCCUUUGGGACAAGGUCUGUCAUAUUCCUGUCUUUAGUUUCUUCUCUCUACAUCUCAGUGAUUCCCAUAUAUCAGCAUUUUGACUCUAUUUGUGGCAUAUCCUCUGGGCUUAUUGCACUGCAAAUGUGGGUGACCAGAGAUCGACUAUUUCUCCUGUAAGGGAUUUAACUAGAGGUAAUUUGUGGCUUCUAAUACUAUCACUGAUGGGUUGCACCCACCCUCAAUGAUAAUAUGAUUAUGUUCAACAAACCAUUAUGAAUGAUGGGUAAGAGGACCUGGGAGAGGCUAGACAUAUAAUGGACACCUUACAUUUUUCUGCAUCCUCUCCUUCCUUCCUACGCUUUCUGGAUACACUAAAUAAUAAUCUGUCUUCCCUUCUGCAAACCACACAGUGUUUCCUGUACUUGCUGCUAUAAUAUCUAUGUGCAUUCAUUUAUCGACCCCCCCAGAUGUCUAGAGCAAACUCUACCACCCUGUUCUAGUUGUGGGAGCUCAAGAUAGGUGGACAAGGUAAUCAGAGAGUGCCCUCUUAUAUUCUUGCUGAGGAAGGCCUCCUCUGUGUGGGCACAGGGAGAAUGGAGAGUAAUGUGGAGACCUGAGAAAGAUUUCCCCAAGGGGAUAAAAGCUGGAACUGGGAGGGCUGAGAGGUUGUGCAUGAGGUUGGUGCCCAUGCCUUCCUGCCUUUCUACCACAUUGGAGCAGGUUAAGAAAAGAAAUGAGCUGGAUAGUUCAGUGGAUUGAGAGCCAGGCCUAGAGAUGGGAGGUCCUAGGUUCAAAUCUAGCAUCAGCCACUUCCCAGCUGUGUGACCCUGCGCAAGUCACUUAACCCCCAUUGCCUAGCCCUUACCACUCUUCUGCCUUGGAGUCAAUACACAGCAUUGAUUCCAAGAUGGAAGGUAAGGGUUUAAAAAAAAAAUGACCUUUCAUACAGUCUUGCCUUUAAAAAGAACUUCAGCUGGUAAGUGCAAUAUCAAUCAUUGUCAAAGGUGCAAACCCCCGUUCCAGCCCAGAUAAAUGUGUAUUUAGCAGAUGGGUGAGGGAAGGGGACUCCUUUCCUUUUUUGUUAAAAAAAUUUUUUUAAGUCAUUUUAUUUUCCCAAAUACACGUUGAGGGGACCCCUUUUCCUAAGGCAGCAUUGGUGAAGGUUUUCAAGUUCGAGUGCCCAAACUGCAACUUCAAGCUGCCUGUGAGCCCCCCAAAUUACCCCAAAGAGUGGAGGAAGUGCUCCCUUUGGAUGGCUGGACAGAGCCGGGGGCAAACAAAAAACAAUGUCCUGCGUUGCUGGACAGCGGGGGAAUGGAGCCGCUCCCCCAGAAGCGGGACACAAGGGCAAAUACUUCCGCCAACACUGCCCUAUGGCAUAGUGGAAUUUAAAAUGAAGACGAGCCAAGGCAACUUCACCCAGCUUUCCAGUGAUAUUGAAAGUGAAGCCUUUGAGUCAAGCUUUUAACUAAAAGCCCUUCAGUCGUUCAAUUAUCCCAGCUGCCAGAGAGCGAUAAGCAGGGGAUGCUUUGCCUUCCCUCCCAUUCCUGGGGAAAAGCCGCACAAAACGAGCUUCCGAGGUCAGUGGAGCUAUAAUCAAACCCCCCACGGAGGUGAUUCUGGAGGGAUCGGACAGUGGCUUGUGUUUGCGCUUUUGCCGUUGUAGUCGCUCAGUAAGUACAGCGGAGGAGGUGAAUCUCUAGUCAUAGGACUAGAGGACUUCUCCCUUUAAGGCAUUCUCUGUGAUGGCAUUGCCCGUUGGGGCACCUUCACACCCCGUGAAGUCUUUUCCCCACGAUCUCUAAUCGGCCGUGUCGCUGGUGACUGACAUUUGUAAUUCAGUAUAGUCCUGCGCCAGAGCCUGGUUCUCAUGCGGUGAUGGGGCGAUUUAACUCCCCCCUGGACCAUUUCAAGGGCGCGUCGCUUUGGGGGUCCUCAGAAAAGAGGGCUUGUUUGACUGCUGCAGACCACAGAUACGAAGCUUUGAACAAAAGACCAAGUCUACCCUCCAACCCCCUACUGAUGUCAUAGGACUGUGGAAGGAUCAGAAGACCACCUGGCAUUUGCUAUGUCUUGUUGGAGUUCUAAGUCCUUCCUGCCUUGAGUUGCAUGUUUCCUCAUGACCAGCACUACAUGGAGUAUGCCCUAACCAGAGAAAGUGUCACAGAACACCAAUAUAUUCUCCCAAUGAUGCACACAAGAUUGUGACUUUUGAAGCAUGAGAAGAACAAAACUACAGGAGACUCAGAAACAUUGUAAAGUGGGUUGUGUCUAGGCUGCAGCAUGUUACCAAAAGUGACUUUCUUAUGAGAGAUGGUAUAAAAAGGGCAUAUGGAAAUGAUGGGUAGCCAGAGGGAAGAUAACCAAUGACAGCAUUGAGGGAAAAAACACCAAAGUUUGUUGCAGGGUCUGGACUGAAGAAUGGGAGGAUCAAGAAUCAGUUCUUCCCUGGAGGUAUGAAAGUCUUUAAAGAAGAGGUUUAGGGUGAUGAUAUGACCUCAGGGAUGAUGAAGGGGUGAAUCAAGGUUUGCAUAUUUAUCGAAUAGUCCACCCCUAGGAAUUCUGGGGUGUUCAGGUAGACGUCUCACUAUGUUCCUGAAAUGCCCUUAUCUCCUUUGGGACUGUAGGGAGGGUACAAUAGAAUAUAAGACCAGUAUAAGCGAUUAAAAAUACACAACAGUACAAUAUUCAUGUAAAUACGGAACGGAACAUUACAAUACUAUUAAAACUGAUUAAUAAUAUACAACAGUUAAAUGCUUAGUAAUACAGAUUUUGUCAUUUAUGCUUGCUUAGGGCUAAUAAUACAGGUUUUGUGAUUUAUGCUUAACUAAAGUGCUAGCUGGUAAAAAAUACAAGAUCUCAAAAUAUGAGGGUCCCACUUCUUAACGCCCAUCUCUUUCAACAGUUUGGGUAAUCCCAAAGUAUCCAAAGUCCAAGGAAGGCGUCCAGAACAUUAAAGUCUGUGAUGGAGAAUUUAUGACAGUAGCAAAUUAACCUCUCGCAGCCUCAGUUUCUUCAACAACAAAAUGAGGACCAAAGAAAGCAACAAACAUUUCGGUGGAAGACCUUAGAAAGGAUAAGUUGGCCAGUUUUCUUCUGAAAUCCAUAGCUGAUCCAAUCGGAGUUGGGAGCUUUCUAAACACAAGCUCUAAAUUGACCUAAGCUUUCUGACAUCCUCGCCCUUCCUUUCCAGAAACUACAUUUCCCACAAUGCUCCUCAAGACCUUCCCCGCCGAUGGAUGAUUCCAAUUGGUCAGUGGGCUCCUCCCUUCCUUUAAUGCCGUUACCUCCCAUUGGCUGUGCUGGGGCCCAUGUGGUGGGGCGCCUGAGGCUGCUAUCCCCAGAUCAAGGACGAGGAGUUCACGGAGGCCAAGGCAGCUGGACCCCAAGACCUCUUCUGACUGCUGUGAAUAAAGAUCUGCAGCUUCCUGGAGGGAGCAGCAAUCCCGGAGGGCUUGCUGGAGGAGGCGAUCCAGGGGCCACAGAGGUGAAAGACAGCUUCUGUCACGUGUGUGAUUCCCCCCACCCACCCUCAGGUGAGCCGCAUGGAGUCCAAUCUUGAGGCUGUGAAUGUCGUGGUGCAGGAGUUGCAGUCCUUUCUGACCGUAGGUGCCCGGCCUGACAUCCAAGCAGAGGCAGCUCGACAUGUCUUGGGACUGACAGGGUCUGAAGCUGGACGGUCACUGCUGGCAGCACAGGCAGGACUGCUACAGGCAUUGGAAAAUCUCUUAGAGGCCCCCCCUGGGGCUGCGGCAGGAGCAGUGGGAGAUGCCUGGCGGGCCAUGGUGAACCUGUGUGCAGAACCCAGUGUUCAUGAGUCUCUGCUGGCCUCUCUGCCUGGGCUCCCUGUCCAUCUGCUAAACCAGGCUCUGGCCCCACACUGGCCCUGGGCCGGGGAGGCAGCAGCUGCACUGGCCAACCUGAGCCGAGAGUCAGGGCCCAUCCGGGAGCUGUUGGAGAAUGGCUUGGAGUCCAGUAACAAUGAGGAAAAUCAGGAGCCCAGCGUGGCCUGCAUUGUGUCCGCCUUGACCACCCCUGGUUAUAACCCCCAUGCCCCACUCCACUACCUGGCCCCAUUGCUCUCCAACCUCAGCCAACAACCGGGCGUCCGAGCCUUCCUGCUGGACCCAAAUAGGUGUCUGAUCCAGCGUCUCCUGCCCCUCAUCCAGUGCCCAGACUCUGCUGUCCGAAGGAUGGGGGUGGUGGGGACACUGAGGAACUGCUGCUUUGAGCACCGUUCCCAUGAGUGGCUCCUGGGGCCCCAAGUUGAGCUACUUCCCUUCUUGUUGAUGCCACUGGCUGGCCCAGAGGAGUUUUCUGAAGACGAAAUGGAUCGGUUACCAAUAGACCUGCAGUACCUGCCUCCAGACAAGGAACGUGAGUCAGAUGCUGACAUCCGAAAGAUGCUUAUUGAGACUAUUAUGCUGCUCACAGCUACAGCUCCUGGACGGAAGCUGGUACGAGAUCAAGGGGCCUACCUAGUGCUUCGGGAGCUGCAUAGCUGGGAACGUGACCCUGAUGUCCGGAUGGCUUGUGAGAAGCUCAUUCAGGUGCUGAUUGGGGAUGAGCCAGAGGCAGGCAUGGAAAACCUGCUAGAAGUGAGUGUCCCUCCAGAUGUAGAGCAAAGGUUGCAGCAACUGGACCAGCAAGAGCAGCAGCAGCUUCAGCAGGAGCGAGAAGAGGCAACCCAGACUGCUAGCAGGGAAAGGAAGCUGGAUGGCCUAGGCCCUAGCUGAUGUCUUCUUCCCAGACUGGGACCCCUGACCCUCCCUAUUUCUGCCAUGGCUGCUGACCGAAGUGAUCUUGUGACUGGUAGACACACUUGAGGUGCUCGAUAAACCAGCCUUAUUUUACUUUGGUCUUUCUUCAGCUGGGCAAGACCUGGACUGAAAGCCCCACUUCCCUACUACUACCACCUCCCUUCUUCAACUUGAAGAUGAGAAUCUGGUAAAGUAACUCCUGCCCCAAACUAGGGAUUCAGAAUGGACUGUGACCACUCUUGGGGUGCUUGUAGUUUGAGGAACUUGUAGUUGGGUGGGUGGUUAAGCAUUUAGUCUCCCUGAAUAAAGCUGUCCUAAUGGGUCUUCAGGCACAAGAUCAUUUGCUAGACCCAACUCAGAGACAUCCCGUUGUGCUUUUGAGAACUUGUAGUUGGUUAGUUUUUCCUUACCAGAAGCUAAAAUCUGUCCCUUUCUACCUUCUCACUAUGCUUAACUCUGUUCCCUCAAUGUGGGUCAAGUCUUUUCUCUGCAACACCACUUUGAAUAUUGAAAGACAGCUAUCAUCGUUACAAUCAUUGUCUGCCCUCUCCCAACCUGGUUUCUUCCACUGUCCUGGUGAACCUCCCCUUCACAGAUCUCAACUCAUUAGUGUCCUUUGUAAAAUGUCAUGGUUCUCAAAUUCUGAAUAUCAAGGGUGGUCAAGGAUAGGAGAGGACAAUAGGACCAUCACCUCCCUAGUGUUGAACACUGUGCCUUUAUCAUUACAGCAUUCCAUGUCAUAUUGUUGAUUUAUAUCUCCAAAUCUUUAGUACACACUCAGUUGGCUUAGAUCCAUUCGUCUUCCACCUCCCUCCUCCCUCUUCUGUGUGGUUGAUUUUUGAGCCCAAGUCUAGGAGUUUACAUUUAUUCCUAUUAAAUGUCAUGUUGAUUCA